Messenger RNA from Lepus europaeus (European hare), 2025 nucleotides. RefSeq names its product milk fat globule EGF and factor V/VIII domain containing (gene MFGE8). The record is from RefSeq and is a predicted model, not a curated record. The transcript has 9 exons. NCBI's taxonomy places the organism in Eukaryota, Metazoa, Chordata, Mammalia, Lagomorpha, Leporidae. The coding region runs from base 34 to 1329 and encodes 431 amino acids.
GCGGGAGCAGCGCCCGCGCCCGCGCCCGGCAGCAUGCAGGAUCUCCGUCCGUGGGCCGCGCUGUGCGGCGCGCUGCUGUGCGCCUCGGGAGUGCUGGCCGCCUCGGGUGACUUCUGUGACUCCAGCCAGUGCCUCAACGGUGGAACCUGCUUGAUGGGCCAGGAUGCUGCCCCCUUCUUCUGCCUCUGCCCUGAAGGUUUCACUGGCCUCGUGUGCAACGAGACGGAGGAAGGUCCCUGUUCCCCAAAUCCCUGCUACAACAAUGCUGAAUGCCAGGUGGUUGGUGACGCUCACCGAGGGGAUGUCUUCACCCACUAUAUCUGCGAGUGCCCUCAGGGCUACAUGGGCACCCACUGUGAAACCAGGUGCGCCAAGCCACUGGGCAUGGAGGGUGGCGCCAUCGCUGACUCCCAGCUCUCUGCUUCAUCGGUGCACUUGGGCUUCCUGGGUUUGCAGCGCUGGGCCCCGGAGCUGGCCCGGCUUCACCAGACUGGCAUUGUCAACGCCUGGACAGCCAGCAACUACGAUAGGAAGCCCUGGAUCCAGGUGAAUCUGCUGCGGAAGAUGUGGGUGACAGGUGUUGUGACACAAGGUGCCAGCCGCGCGGGCAGCGCUGAGUACGUGAAGACCUUAAAGGUGGCCUACAGCUUAGAUGGGCGCAAGUUCCAGUUCAUCCAGGAAGCGGACGGGUCUGGAGACAAGGUGUUUGCCGGCAACGUGGACAACAGUGGACUGAAGACCAACCUGUUCGAGUCCCCUCUGGAGGCACAGUAUGUGAGGCUGUACCCUGUGACCUGCCACCGGGGCUGCACCCUCCGCAUGGAGCUCCUGGGCUGUGAGCUGAAUGCAGGAUGCUCGGAACCCCUGGGCCUAAAGGACAACACUAUCCCCGACAAGCAGAUCACGGCCUCCAGCAGCUACAAGACCUGGGGCCUGCGUGCCUUUGGCUGGUAUCCCUUCUAUGGGCGACUGGACAAGCAGGGCAAGUUCAACGCCUGGACGGCCCAGAGUAACGACGCCUCUGAGUGGCUGCAGGUCGACCUGGGUUCCCAGAAGCGGGUGACGGGCGUCAUCACCCAGGGGGCUCGGGACUUUGGCCACAUCCAGUAUGUGGCAGCCUACAAGGUGGCCCACAGCAACGAUGGCCGGAACUGGACCGAGUACAAGGAGCAGGGGGCCGCGGACAGCAAGGUUUUCCCUGGCAACCUGGACAACUACUCGCACAAGAAGAAUGUGUUUGAGACGCCCGUGCUAGCUCGCUUUGUGCGCAUCCUGCCCGUGGCGUGGCACAACCGCAUCACUCUGCGCCUGGAGCUGCUGGGCUGCUAGUGGGGGCCCGGUCAGGGGGGCUCCUGCCCGGCUGUAGUGUAGCCCCAGAGGGGGUCCCACCAGACGCUCCUCUCUCCUCCUCACCCUCCAUCCAGCUCCUGGGGGGCCCGGCCAGGGGGCCUCCUGCCUGGCUGUAGUACAGCCCCAGAGGGGAUCCCAGCAGACACCCCUCUCUCCUCCUCACCCUCAGCUCCCUGGGGGCCUGGGGGGGGGGGGGGGGCUCCUGCCCCGGCUCCCUAUAGGGGGUGCCACCAGACACUCCUCUUUCCUCCUCACCCUCAGCUCCUGGGGGCCCUGGCCAGGGGGGCUCCUGCCGUGGGCUGUAGUACAGCCUCAGAGAGGGUCCAACCAGACGCUCCUCUCUUCUCUUCACCCUAAGCUCCCAAUGCUCUGGCGCCCGGCCCCCCUACCAUCCCGAUUUCUCAGGCAUCACUCGGGGCUGGAGUCAGGGUGGGUGCCUGCUGCCAGGCCCUGGCUGACACUGAAGAGCCCCUGGCUGCUUUUCCCAUACACCACAUCCUCACAUCCACCUAGCCCUGGAACCUUUGCUCCUAUUUCCCUGGAGACCGCUACUGACCCUUGUCCUGGACCUGGAGGUUUGCGGAAGGGAGGGGGCUGGCCGGGCGGGUGUGGUGCCACUCUGCUGUCCUCACUGCACAGCACACAGGCAGCUUCCAGAUACAUUUGUGUUCUUCA